CGUGUUUUGUCUGGGCGUGUUCUCCUCCCCGUCCCAGCUCCGGCGUUAGGCUUUGCCGGCUUUCAGGGUCUCCCGGUAGGGCGGUCACGUGGAUUAGACGGAAUCCCGGGAACGCCCCUAGCAACCGGGUGUUUGGAGGACUUGUGGAGCGCGCUCCUAGAGGACCAAGAAGACAGGCGCUAGUGUGGAAGCGCCUUACCGGAACCGUUUCCUAGGUGGGGCUCCAGACAGACGUCCUGCCGGGAGCCCGGCCGAAGUCGCGCAGCAGAUGAGCUGAACUCGUGCGCUGUUGAUUCUUCCCAGCAGCAUGGCUGAGCUGCUCUUCUGUGAGCCGACGGAACUCUAUAACAUCUUGAAUCAGGUCUCAAAGCUGUCCAGAUUAGCUGAGCCCAACUACCUCUGCUUACUGGAUGUUCGAACCAAAAGGCAGUAUGAUGAGAGCCAUGUGAUCACCGCCCUUAGAGUGAAGAAGAGAGAGAACCAGUACCUCAUCCCGGAGUCGGUGGAUCUGGAGUGCGUGAGAUACUGCAUCGUGUACGACAGCAACACCAGCUCCCUGGAACUGCGUUUACGGAGGCAGCCUCGGCAGCUGGAGGAGGAGGAGGGGGAGGAGGAGGAGGAAGAAGGAGAGGACGAUGAUGAGGACGAGAACACUGAACUCUUACCUGGACCCGCCGUGGAAUUUGGACAGAUCCUCACCCACCUUACCCGCCAACCUGUCUAUGUCCUCAGAGGGGGCUAUGAGUGUUUCUCUGGCCUGUACCAUUUCUUCCGGACCCAGAAGAUCAUCUGGAUGCCCCAGGAACUGGACGCCUUCCAGCCAUACCCAGUUGAGAUCAUUCCGGGCAAGCUCUACCUGGGCAAAUUGAGUCAAGCCUGCAAUGCUAAGAUUCACAAAGAUCUGAAAAUUAAAGCGCAUGUCAAUGUUUCCUUAGAGACAACACCCUACUUUGUAGGUGAUGCAGACAGACUCCUGCACAUCAAGAUCGAGGAUACUUCAUAUUCCAACCUUUCCUCCUUUCUCCGCCACAUCUGUCACUUCAUGGAACUUCACCUCCGGCUCCGCUCGGUCAUCCUGGUCUUUUCCACGCGGGGCAUUAGCCGUAGCAGUGCCGCGGUGAUAGCCUUCCUCAUGCAUUACAAUGAGGAGACCUUGAAGAGGUCCUGGGCCCACGUGAAGAAAUGCAAAAACAACAUGCGUCCGAAUCGGGGCUUGGUGACUCAGCUGCUGGAAUGGGAGAAAACUAUCCAUGGGGAAUACAUCACAGACAUCUCCGACCCUAUCUACUGACCUUCACCUGCGGCCCACCUGGGCGAGGAGGAACCUUGUUUGAGACUUUUUGGGGGUUGGGGGGUCAGGUACACAUUUGGAGUGGUCCAGAAGAAGACCUUUGCAAUCUGAAGUUUCAUGUCUGUGUCUUAGGGCUGGUUCUCCCCCC
Molecule: messenger RNA, 1439 nt
Organism: Onychomys torridus (southern grasshopper mouse)
Lineage: Eukaryota; Metazoa; Chordata; Mammalia; Rodentia; Cricetidae
Gene: Styxl1
Product: serine/threonine/tyrosine interacting like 1
Exons: 9
Coding region: 308-1291 (327 amino acids)
Biological process (GO): protein dephosphorylation; negative regulation of cytoplasmic stress granule assembly; positive regulation of intrinsic apoptotic signaling pathway
Cellular component (GO): mitochondrion
Molecular function (GO): protein tyrosine/serine/threonine phosphatase activity; pseudophosphatase activity; protein phosphatase binding
Source: RefSeq, a predicted model, not a curated record